This is a messenger RNA of Sarcophilus harrisii (Tasmanian devil), 934 nucleotides long. RefSeq names its product olfactory receptor 51G2-like. The record is from RefSeq and is a predicted model, not a curated record. Gene Ontology annotation, biological process: G protein-coupled receptor signaling pathway. Gene Ontology annotation, cellular component: membrane. Gene Ontology annotation, molecular function: G protein-coupled receptor activity; olfactory receptor activity. NCBI's taxonomy places the organism in Eukaryota, Metazoa, Chordata, Mammalia, Dasyuromorphia, Dasyuridae.
AUGCAAGCUCUCAACAACUUCUUCACAUUCACUCCUCAGACCUUCAUUCUGGUUGGGAUCCCUGGACUGGAAGCUGAGCACAUCAGAAUUUCUAUUCCCUUCUGCCUGAUGUACACUAUCAUCUUCCUGGGUAAUGGCAUUAUUCUCCAUGUAAUUCGGGUUGACCAACUUCAUCAGCCCAUGUAUCUUUUCUUGGCCAUGUUGGCGUCAGUUGAGCUCGGUGUCACCACAUGUACACUGCCUACUGUCUUGGGCAUCUUCCUCUUUGACAACAAUGAAAUCAGCUUUGAAGCCUGCCUGUUCCAGAUGUUCUUUAUGCAUUCCUUUACCAUGAUGGAGUCAGGAAUCUUACUGGCCAUGUCUGUGAACCGCUUCAUAGCCAUCUACAACCCACUGCGCUACAUGGCCAUCCUGACCCUGCCUCGAAUUGCCUGCACAGGGAUUGCCAUCGGGCUAAAGACCUUGGGGCUCAUGCUUCCACUGCCCUUACUCUUAAGGCGCUUGCCUUUCUGUGGGCACAAUACUCUGUCCCAUUCUUAUUGCCUACACUCAGACCUGAUCAAGUUGCCUUGUGGAAACACCCGCCCAAACAGCAUCCUGGGGCUCUUCAUUGUCAUCUUCACCUUUGGAGUAGACUCAAUGCUCAUCAUCGUCUCUUAUGUACUUAUCCUUCGAACAGUGCUGGGCAUUGCCUCCAAGGAAGGUCGAUGGAAGGCACUUAAUACAUGUGUGUCACAUAUCUGUGCUGUGCUUGCAUACUAUGUACCUGUGAUUAGUCUUUCUGUGUUACAUCGCUUCAUGCACCCUGUGCCUCCCCUGCUGCAGGUCAUGAUGUCCAAUGCUUACCUCUUAUUCCCACCUAUGGUCAACCCAAUUGUCUACAGUGUGAAGACCAAAGAAAUACGGUGAGCUAUCGUACAAACACUGUCCAGGA